This is a messenger RNA of Aphis gossypii (cotton aphid), 454 nucleotides long. RefSeq lists its product as uncharacterized. NCBI's taxonomy places the organism in Eukaryota, Metazoa, Arthropoda, Insecta, Hemiptera, Aphididae. Bases 56 to 454 code for a protein of 132 amino acids. The transcript is spliced from 2 exons. The record is from RefSeq and is a predicted model, not a curated record.
AAGAGUUGAAAAAAUAGAACUUAGAAAUAAUUUAUUACGCAACUAUUUUCAAAAAAUGAUGGCAUUGACUAAAAGAACCGAAUUUCCGAUUGAAAUUCGGAAAAAAAUAUCAAAUAAUAUAAUUAGACUGCGGACAGAUAUAACUUGUGCUAUUAAAUUUAGAAAAGCUGAAGAUAGGCCUUUACAUGAAAAAAUUUCCGGUCUUAGAUUUGAUAUUGUUAAUGCUCCUAAUCAUCGAAUAUUUGAUGAUCACAAAAACUGUUCACCAUAUCUUUGUGAUAAAAAAUCAUCAAUACAACCAGUAAAUAAUUUUACGAUAAAAGAUCGGGAAAUUUCAAGAGAAAUUGAAACAGUUGUGUCUCGUUUUUCAAAAAAUGCAAAGAGUUUACUAUUAGAUGUAGAUAACAAUAGCUGUGAACAGUUUAACAGUUUAGGUACUCCCGGAAAUUAUUGA